This is a messenger RNA of Candidula unifasciata, 3301 nucleotides long. The record is from the annotation of a GenBank genome assembly. Lineage: Eukaryota; Metazoa; Mollusca; Gastropoda; Stylommatophora; Geomitridae.
UUGCGCAGCUCUUGCGCUGACCACACACACAUAUAUAUUCCUGUGCCUUUCUGUAUCUCCAACCCCCCCCCCCCCCCCCCCCCUCUCUCUCUCUCUCUCUCUCUCUCAAAAUAUUCUUCACAUUUGUAACUCAUUUCUCGAUUCCACCUCCUCUGUGGAUAUGAAUACAGGACACCAGCCUGCGGUCAGAGUCUGGGACGUACAAGAAAAGACACAAGUGGCUGAGUUUCAUGGUCACAAGUUUGGAAUCAAAUGCGUGGCUUUUUUCCCUAACAUGAAGGAAAUAGUGUCUGUAGGCACCCAGCAUGACAUGAUGGUUAAUGUGUGGAACUGGAAAACUGGUAAUAAAGUGGCUUCAAACAAAGUUUCUGCUAAGGUUAGCGCUUUGGCUUUCUCUGAGGAUGGGAAAUGUUUCGUCACUGUAGGAAAUAGGCAUGUUCGUUUCUGGUACAUAGAAGAUAAAAAGUCAAAGAUAAACCAGACAGUACCCCUGAGUGGCCGAUCUGGCAUCCUGGGAGAUCAGAAGGACAACUUCUUCUGUGAUGUGGUAGCCGGACAAGGUCACAUGUGUGGACGAUUUUUUGUCAUCACUCAGUCGGGCCUGUUGUGUGAAUUCAAUGAAAAAAGACAAUUAGAGAAGUGGGUGGAGUUAAGGACAAAAUCGGCCACUUGUAUCACAGCUGGGCAAGAGUACAUCUUUGUUGGCUGUGCAGAAGGGGUUGUCAGGGUGUUCAGUUCAACAUCUCUUCACUACAUUUGUUCAUUGCCCAAGCCCCACCACCUGGGAGUGGAAGUGACCGCAGCAACAAGCCCUAGUCACAUGGUGAGCAACAGAGAUGAUGUCAGAUACCCAGACACAAAGGCAAUAACCAUUGAUGAUGAUCACAAGAAAGUGACCUGCAUUUACAAUGACCAGAGUGUGUAUAUAUGGGAUGUUCAUGACAUAAAGAGGGUAGGGAAAGCCUGGUCUUUUCUCUAUCACAGUGGCUGCAUCUGGUCUUUGGAGGUAUAUCCAUCACUAGAGGAUGAAACCAAAGCCAUGCUACCUCCAGGGUCUUUUCUAACAGCAUCUGGGGACAAUACUAUACGAGUGUGGAACUUGAACACUCACAUGCCAGAAAACACCUCCUACAGAAGGAACAUCUAUAGUAAUGAAUUGUUGAAAAUAGUGUAUGUUGAUCCCACAUUGUCGUCAUUGUGUAGCGUGGACUACAAUCCAGCUGGUGCUACAGAUAAAACAGACACCAGCUAUGAUGGCAAAAAUGGGGUGCGCUCAAUCAGAGUAAGUCCAGAUGGUGCACACCUUGCUUCUGGAGAUCGGCAAGGCAACAUUAGACUCUAUGACAUGCAGUACCUCAGGGAACAGAAGUGUAUUGAAGCUCAUGAUUCUGAUGUCAUGUGUCUGGAAUACUCAUACACAGAUGCUGGCCGUUUUCUUGCAACUUCCAGUCGUGAUAGACUUAUCCAUGUGUUUGAUGUGGAUGCACAUUAUGGAUUGGUGCAGACACUUGGGGAUCAUUCAUCUUCCAUCACCGCUGUACGAUUUACAGACCUGGACAACAAACUUAGGAUGAUCAGCUGUGGUGCUGACAAGUCGAUUUUACUCAGAAAUGCCGUAACUUCUCCUGAGUUUCAGUUCCAACUGGAACACCAUUUGGCCACCAAGAUCACUUUGUAUGACAUGGUGAUUGACCCUACACAGAAACUCCUGGCCACAGCUUGUCAAGACAGAAAUGUCAGAUUAUACAACAUACAAACGACCAAAGAAAAGAAGUGCUACAAAGGAUCAUUAGGGGAUGAAGGGGUGUUGCUGCGAAUUCACCUGGACCCCUCAGGGACAUAUGUAGCCACAACUUGCACAGAUAAAAAUGUAUGCAUUCUGGAUUUCCACACUGGAGAGCUGGUGGCUACCAUGUACGGGCAUUCAGAAGUCAUCACUGGCGUCAAGUUUGUCAAUGACCUGAAGCAUGUGAUAACCGUGUCAGCAGACGGAUGCAUAUAUGUAUGGCGACUUCCUGAAGACAUGACCAACCAGAUGAAAGGGAGACUGCUGGAGUUGGGGAAAACAAUGAAGGAUGCUGAUUAUUUCAGAUCUGAUCAAUCUUUGAUGCCAAAUCCAGUAAUGUUGGACAGCUCAGCUGUCGAUGGAAACUUCCCUGUGGUCAAGUCAGCAUCAACAGGCCACAUUUCCAUGUUUAAUGAUGAGAAUACUGAUGAUAAAGAAGAGGGUAAUGGUGAUUCAGAGGAUAUGACUCUUGACAUGUUUGAUGAUGGAGCCAGCCAGGCUAGUUUGGACUACAGGUUCAGCAUUGGGCAGUUGCCCAACUGGGCUAAAGCUAAGUUUGGGGAUACACAUUCUGAAGGAUCUGAGAGUAGCCAGGAGCAUGUUCAGCCGAAGGGAAGAUGGGCUCAGAGAAUAGAUCACACUGUGGAGUUCAAAUCCCAGUUAGAUCUGACUUCAGAGGAGGAUACUCCCACAGAUCGACGCCAUUCAGUGGAUACUAGUUCCAGCAAGCUGUCUGAAUUACGCCGUGAGACAGUCGUUCUGGACAAACCAAGUGAAAUCAAGCAUUGGUCUAAUAGGUUUGACUUUUUAAAGAGCAGAAGUCUUGAGCUCGAUGACGCAGACGAUGUGGACACCGGCUCGGAUACGACUGAGAUCAUUUAUCCGCCUGUCGACUCAGAAUCAGAUCUGUUUGCGAGCUCAUACAAGGUGUUUGCAGCCGAUGAUGCGAAACAGGAUGACAGCAAGCCUAAUCAGGGCAAUGUUUCCAAUCAAGAUGAUAAUUCUGUCAGCACAGAUCCUGUUUCUUUAGAAGAUGAAGAUGACAACAACGAUGACACUCAGGGCACCUCCACACCCACCACACCUUCAGAUACAGACAAGGAGUUUCUGGUCAGGACGCCCGACAAGGAGGACUUUGUGAGAGAAAACUUUGAAGAGGAUUCAUUCACCCCAAUCCCAAUAGAGAAAUUCACCAGAUCCUUGGACACACUUGAGAAGCAGGUUAUUGCAGGUGCUGCAGGGUCUCCGUUUGAAUCAACACCUUUCAGUCCCAGGCUGAGUCUGUCUGCCAGGUUCAUGUCUCGGGCGCAGGUUUCCACCUUCAAAAAUAUAUCUACGUCUCAGAUCACCUACAGACAAGAUAAUUGGCACAGUCAGAGAAACAAAAUGGAGAUGACUAAAGCAAUGGAUGAAACACGCAAAAGCCUUUUAGCUAUGAAUCUGCGUAGAAGCUCAUCCGAGUCGGAGUCCCCCGACAAAGAGGACCCGCCGUCACCUCCUACCAAAUUAGAAGAG